Messenger RNA from Lathyrus oleraceus (garden pea), 2115 nucleotides. RefSeq names its product UDP-glucuronate 4-epimerase 3. Bases 299 to 1621 code for a protein of 440 amino acids. Lineage: Eukaryota; Viridiplantae; Streptophyta; Magnoliopsida; Fabales; Fabaceae. The record is from RefSeq and is a predicted model, not a curated record. The transcript has a single exon.
UUCAUUUUGUUUAUUAUUUUUAUUUUGGUUCUUUCCAUCACUCUCCUCAAUAUCAGAAACACAACACCAUAGAAUUUUCAUAAAAAGAAACCCUAAUCUGAAAUUUCUGAGAAAUACACAUUUAGGGGAAACCAGAGAACCAAUCCAGAAGCUUCAAUCGGCAUCGAGAUUUGAAGUAAUCAAGGAAGAGAAAUCUUGGGUCCAUUUCAAAAUCUGAAUUUUUUCUCUCUAUCUUUCUGGGUGCUACAAAUCAAUUACCUACCGUUUUUCUUACAAAAUCUGACAUUUUUAUGAGAAAAUGUCUCAGCUGAAGCAAAUGUCGCACGCCGACAACAGUGCUCCGUCGACGCCGGGAAAGUUCAAGAUGGAGAAAGCCUCUUACUUCAACCGUGUACGGUGGCACACUUCUCCGGCGAAGCUUGCUCUUUGGACCUUUGUUUUCUCAGCUGCAAUCUUGAUCUUCUUUUUCCGAUCUCCGGCGACAUCUUCUCCUCCGGCGGAUCCUUCUCGCCGUUCUCUGAGAAGCCCUUCCAACUGGGGUGGUCCGGUUUGGGAGAAACGCGUCCGUUCCUCCGCAAGGGUCCGGUCCAGAAACGGGUUCUCUGUUCUUGUGACCGGAGCCGCUGGUUUCGUCGGAACACAUGUAUCCGCGGCGCUUAAGCGCCGCGGAGACGGUGUUCUGGGACUUGAUAAUUUCAAUGACUAUUAUGACCCUUCUUUGAAGCGUGCACGGCAAGCACUGUUGGAGAGAACCGGUGUUUUCAUUGUGGAAGGUGAUAUCAAUGAUGCUGUUUUGUUAAGGAAGCUUUUUGAGGUUGUUCCUUUUACUCAUGUCAUGCAUUUGGCUGCUCAAGCUGGUGUGAGGUAUGCUAUGGAGAAUCCUGGUUCUUAUGUUCAUAGUAACAUUGCUGGUUUUGUUAAUUUGCUUGAAGUUUGUAAAACUGUUAAUCCUCAACCUGCAAUUGUUUGGGCUAGUUCUAGUUCUGUUUAUGGAUUGAACACUAAGGUACCUUUUUCUGAGAAGGAUAGAACAGAUCAACCUGCUAGUUUGUAUGCUGCUACUAAGAAAGCCGGCGAAGAAAUCGCUCAUACUUAUAAUCAUAUAUACGGUCUUUCGUUAACCGGUUUGCGUUUUUUCACUGUUUAUGGUCCUUGGGGUAGACCUGAUAUGGCUUACUUCUUUUUCACUAGAGAUAUUUUGAAGGGGAAGACGAUUCCCAUUUUCGAGGCAGCGAAUCACGGUACCGUUGCUAGGGAUUUUACUUAUAUAGAUGAUAUCGUAAGGGGGUGUUUAGGUGCUUUGGAUACUGCCGAGAAGAGUACCGGAAGUGGCGGGAAGAAGAGGGCGCCGGCUCAGUUGAGGGUUUUCAAUUUGGGGAACACAUCGCCUGUUCCUGUUACCGAUCUCGUGAGUAUUUUGGAGAGGCUGUUGAAGACUAAGGCGAAGAGGAAUAUAAUGAAGUUGCCGAGGAACGGGGACGUCCAGUUCACUCACGCGAAUAUUAGCUACGCACAGGGAGAGCUUGGCUAUAAGCCGGUGACAGAUCUGCAGACUGGUUUGAAGAAAUUCGUGAGGUGGUACAUGAAUUACUAUUCUGGCGGGAAGAAAGCUGUCGAGUGACGAUGAUGAUGGAUUCUUUUUUUAUAUAGGAUCUAUGAAUUCUUGUUCAUUACGAUUCUUGUGAUUGUUCUUCCCUUAGCAUUUUAUCUGCCUGUGUUGCUCGAAUCACCAUGUUUCAUACACUUUGUCAAAGACAUCCCUUUUCAGCAAGGAAACUCUUGUUACCUGCACCGAGGAGGUUUCGUUGUUGGUGGAGAGACUCGAGAUUAUUCGCCCGGGCAAGAAAGCAAGAUACAUCAUAUUCUCUUUCAUUCUUUCUUUUUUUCCUCGCCUCCGAAUGUAAUUGUUGUAGUUUUAGAAAUGUAGCAUUCAUGAACGACGACGAUAGAGCUUAUGCUGAUUCGUGGCAGUGUAUAAUUUGUUAAGGAAAACGAGUAACAUCAUCAUACAAUAGUUUGAUUUCCAGUUUUCGAACUGAAUGAAUCAAUAAGACAUGUAUUUUAUUUGCAUAUGUAAUUUUUCAUCUAUAAAUGGACUCUUGUAUUAUUUCUUUC